AUGUGUAUAUAUAUGAAAUUCUCGAGUUGGUGAAUUAUACUCGUCCCCUCUUAACCACGCCCACGCCCCCAACCACGCCUCCUCCCCACCCCUACCUCCCGAAAUCGGAGGUUUCAAGGUUGGCAAGUAUGGUUAUUGCUGUGUUACUGUUUUAAUAAUGACUACCUGGAAAAUACUAUUUGAUAUGAUUACUGUGUUCGUCGUGGCCAGUGACUGUAUUGCGCCCUCUAGCGGUCAUCUGCAAGGGGUUGCUUUGCGCAUGUCCGAGCCAAUACGGUUCUCGCGCAUCCUUCAGCCUCCAUCACUCUGCCUCCCGCCAGGUCGCGGCACCGCCAGAGAGGACGAUGCUGACAGGACGAAUUGUGACGUCAUGAUCUCACGUCCAUGGACUCGUCCCCCAACACCGUAGAGCUCCAAGAGCUGCGCAGCACCAGCGGGGGGUUCCGGAACGCUUCGUACCAGCCGGACGAGGAGGCGUUGCAGCAGCAGGGGGCGACCAGCUGUCCUCCUUCCACCGCAGGAAGCUGCAAGGAGCUCUCGCCUCGCUCCUGCGACGAGGAUGGCCUCCACAACGAGGGUCAGGACCUGACCGAGUUCCGUCGCCAUGACGACGGAGCCGGCGACUCGGGUUUUCUGGUGGCCCUGGUGCUGCUGCUGAGCGGCAUCGUCCUGGUGGUGAUCGCCUACACCGUUCCCAGGGAGGCCAAGGUGGACCCGGACUCGGUGUCGGCCCGUCAGAUGGAGCAGCUGGAGAUGUACUACGCCCAGCUGGGCUCCCACCUGGACAAGUGCAUCAUCGCCGGCUUGGGCCUGCUCACGCUGGGCGGGAUGUUCCUCUCCGUGCUCCUCAUGGUGUCCGUUUGCCGGGGACAGUUGUACCACCACCGCCGUGCCGCAUUUGUGCGGCCUAGACGGACAUAUGGCUCCAUCAACCUGAGGAUGAAGCAGCUGGCGACAGGGGAGGAUGCGGAGGCGUCGGCUGCAGCGGAACCAGGAGAUGUCGCCUUGCCACACGGUGAUUGAGACCACCGCUCAAUGGCGGGCAGCCUCAAAAGCACACAUGCUGCGGAUGCUAAUCAGCUAAAAGCACAAUUUAAGAUCUGCUUCGCUCAUUGGCCGAGAGAGUGAACCGUCCAAUCACGGUGUGACAUCACUUCCUGUGCAGGUAAUGACCUACACCAGCAAUGUAGAGAGAUUUCAACAGAGGGAGCUAUUAGAGUGAAGGAAGUAAGCAUUUUAUAUGCGCAGCAUAUUUUCAUUAUUUGAAUAUGUAAACAUUUGUGUCAUGUCCGAGUACAAGAAGCCUUAAACGAGUAAACACACUGUAACGUGUACCGUACUCUUAACUGAAUGUUUGUGUGUACAUACAGU
Molecule: messenger RNA, 1371 nt
Organism: Nerophis ophidion (straightnose pipefish)
Lineage: Eukaryota; Metazoa; Chordata; Actinopteri; Syngnathiformes; Syngnathidae
Gene: tmem74b
Product: transmembrane protein 74B
Exons: 3
Coding region: 385-1023 (212 amino acids)
Source: RefSeq, a predicted model, not a curated record